AUGCGCGGCGCGCUGGGGGGCGCGGUUAUUACUGAGAAGCCCAAUGUGAAGUGGGAUGACGUGGCGGGGCUAGAGGGCGCAAAGGAGGCCCUCAAGGAGGCAGUGAUCCUCCCUGUCAAGUUCCCCCAGUUCUUCACUGGAAAGCGCAAGCCGUGGAGCGGGAUUCUCAUGUAUGGGCCGCCAGGGACCGGAAAGUCUUAUCUUGCAAAGGCGGUGGCCACCGAGGCGGACAGCACGUUCUUCUCAAUCAGCAGCAGCGACCUGGUCAGCAAGUGGCUGGGGGAGAGCGAGAAGCUGGUGACCCAGCUGUUCUCGCUGGCGCGGGACAGCGCCCCAUCCAUCAUCUUCAUUGAUGAGGUGGGGAGUUUGUAG
This is a messenger RNA of Monoraphidium neglectum, 372 nucleotides long. RefSeq names its product Vacuolar protein sorting-associated protein 4. Bases 1 to 372 code for a protein of 123 amino acids. NCBI's taxonomy places the organism in Eukaryota, Viridiplantae, Chlorophyta, Chlorophyceae, Sphaeropleales, Selenastraceae. Gene Ontology annotation, biological process: vacuole organization; endosomal transport. The transcript has 3 exons. The record is from RefSeq and is a predicted model, not a curated record. Gene Ontology annotation, molecular function: ATP hydrolysis activity; ATP binding.